AAGAAUACUCAAUAUCAAUUCUAAAUCUCCUAAUGUAUUUUUUUGCUGGUUAUAUUCGAUGCAAUAUUUUAAAGUAAACCUCUUUAACUUUACCAAUAAGACAAAAUUUAAUAAUUGAAAGCUAUACAAACAUAGGAUGACUCACCGACCGUGAUGAACAGGCACUCCGGUAGACACCUCUGUGUAUUCGCAGGGUCCUUCUUGUGGAGGAACAAAAAAUGGCGGCGUCCAUGCUGUGCAAGAGGACGGCAAUGUUAUGCAGGACUUUAAAGGGACUUUCAUGUUCAAAAACUGUACUUUUCGCGGACUCUCAAAGCGGGAUUCUAUUGCAGACAGCGUCCUACAACCCCAAACCUUUAAAGCUGAACCUCCGCGAGCCAUACAUUCCCGACAAGGACAGCGAGAAGACGCCCGAGUGGCAGAAGACGGGCCGGUAUGACAGGAAGCUAUUCGGCCGGUACGGUUCAGCGUCAGGUAUCGACCCUGCCUCGCUGUGGCCCAGCCACGAGCAGCUGGACAAGCUUAUCGCAGAGGAAAACGAGUGGCACCCUCCAUUAGAGGUAAUGCUGAAGAAGAUCGAGGCCAAGGAGAAGGUGGAAUCCGAAAAGCGGUUGGCAAAAGAGAAACUUAUCACAGCCAACAUGGCCAAAAUGCCCAAGAUGAUUGCCGACUGGCGCCGGGAGAAGCGCGACACCAAGAGCAAGCUGAAGGAGGAGAAGACUCGCCGCGCAAAGCUGCUGGCCGAGGCCAGACAGCGCUUUGGCUACGCCGUGGACCCCCGCAGCCCCAAGUUCUUGGAGAUGGUCGCAGAGUUAGAAACGGAGGAUAAGAAGAAGAAGAAGCUAAUGAAGCGCAGACUGAAAGAGGAGCAGGCGGCGGCCCCCAUCACACCUCCUGCUGCCUCCUCGUAGUCUUGGACUGAGCCGUUUCCCACAUAACUAACUGUAUUUAAUGAAGAUGGAAGGCAUGCUGCGCCCUGAGGGACAUUUGUUAAAGAGUAUAACGGCUUGGUCCUUGUUUUACCUGAUGGCAUCUGGAAUGACCUGGAUUCAAGAAAACACUUUUUUCUGUAAAAAAAAGCACAUGUUCAUUUCUCUAUGUAUUUAGCCUUCACUGAAAUAAAUGAAUUUCUGUACAGAC
Molecule: messenger RNA, 1140 nt
Organism: Anarrhichthys ocellatus (wolf-eel)
Lineage: Eukaryota; Metazoa; Chordata; Actinopteri; Perciformes; Anarhichadidae
Gene: gadd45gip1
Product: growth arrest and DNA-damage-inducible, gamma interacting protein 1
Exons: 2
Coding region: 219-911 (230 amino acids)
Cellular component (GO): nucleus; mitochondrion
Source: RefSeq, a predicted model, not a curated record